Molecule: messenger RNA, 5982 nt
Organism: Monopterus albus (swamp eel)
Lineage: Eukaryota; Metazoa; Chordata; Actinopteri; Synbranchiformes; Synbranchidae
Gene: doc2b
Product: double C2-like domains, beta
Exons: 10
Coding region: 722-1927 (401 amino acids)
Biological process (GO): exocytosis; spontaneous neurotransmitter secretion; regulation of calcium ion-dependent exocytosis
Cellular component (GO): membrane; synapse
Source: RefSeq, a predicted model, not a curated record
AGAGAACUGAUUUGAGUUCUGUAUAAUGGUUGCCCUAGCAUAUCAACCAUUACUAAAAAAAAAAAAAAAAACUUUAUUCAAUCUGAUUUAUAACUACUUUAAUCACUUAGCUUGGUCGUAUUUGACUUGGCCAACAAAAUACGUUUAAAAGAACGGAUCAUAAGUGUACAAUGCAAUAUAUAGUAACAAAGAGUACACGUUGUUAUGAGCUUUAUAAGUUUGUUUCACGCUUGUGACUACAGUUGAAUUUGACAAAGGAAAUGUUAACCCAAACGUAUUUCACAUGAAUAUCAUUUGCCCUAUAACCAAAUACGCUACAUUUUUACCUAACAAAUCUGAUAAACAAAAGGUGCUUUAACGUUAGACACACAAAGUGCUCGUGUCACUUCAACAUUUUAACAGGCAGCGCAGACGUGGGCACAGUGUGGGGGUAUAGGAAGAGGAGAGAACGAGAGGGUUGGUAGUAAUGUGUGUGAGGCUGUCCGACAGUAUGGUCUGGGUCUGAGGACAGCACUGGAAGACACAGCAGCAGCCUCCAGAUCUCCUUGUGUAGAUCAGUGUAGUGACAUCCACAGAUCACCUGGACCUUGUCACCCAUCACCUCUUCCAGAGAAGCAAGAGGAGGAGUCGGAGGAGACGGGGGUUGGGUCUAUUUAUCUUCUUUUUGUUUCUUUUCUCAGUUUUUUGGUUUUGGGAGUAGGCUCCGGGCUGGACUGCAUGCAUGACACAACGCAAAGGCGAGAAACCCACCAUCAGCAUCCAGGAACACAUGGCCAUUGACGUGUCCCCUGGUCCAAUCCAGCCCAUCAAGCAGAUCUCUGAUUACUUCCCCCGUUACCCGCGGGGCCUCCCGCCUGCUGUGCCCCACCAAGUGGGCCAGGCAGGGCCCCUGCGCUCUGCCCUCUCCACCUCCUCGGCCACCACCUCGGCCACCGCUGUUGCUGAAAGUGACCGCCCCAAUGAGGACAGCCUAGACCGGGCUUGUGCUGGAGCCUCCGCCUCCUUACAGACCACCAAGAGGGAUGAAGAGCCUGAUGUGGAGGGAUACGACUCAGAUGAUUCCACUACACUGGGGACCUUGGAAUUCAGUUUGCUGUAUGACCAAGAGAACAAUGCACUGCACUGCACCAUUAACAAAGCCAAGGGGCUCAAGCCGAUGGACCACAAUGGGCUGUCAGACCCCUAUGUCAAGUUACACUUACUGCCCGGAGCCAGCAAGGCUAAUAAACUUAGAACUAAGACUCUGCGCAACACACUCAACCCUGUCUGGAGUGAGACCCUGACCUACUAUGGCAUCACUGAUGAAGAUAUGGUCCGCAAAACGCUCAGGAUUUCAGUGUGUGAUGAGGACAAAUUCCGCCACAAUGAGUUCAUCGGGGAAACACGAAUCCCCCUUAAGAAGCUGAAGCCCAACCAAAUCAAAAACUUCAACAACUGCCUGGAGAAACAGUUACCUGUCAACAAAACAGAAGACAAGUCUCUGGAGGAACGAGGACGCAUCAUGAUUUCUCUUAAGUACAAUACCCAGAAGUCUUGCCUGGUAGUGGGCAUCAUACGCUGCGCUCACCUAGCCGCCAUGGACGCCAACGGCUUCUCUGACCCCUACGUCAAAACGUACCUGAAGCCUGACGAGAACAAAAAGUCAAAGCACAAGACUGCUGUGAAAAAGAAGACACUCAAUCCUGAAUUCAACGAGGAGUUCUGUUAUGACAUAAAAUAUGCAGACCUCACCAAGAAGACCCUGGAGGUGACCGUAUGGGACUAUGACAUUGGAAAGUCUAAUGAUUUUAUAGGUGGUGUAUCUCUGGGUAUCAAUGCAAAUGGAGAGAGGCUCAGACACUGGUUUGACUGCCUCAAAAACAAGGACAAAAAAAUUGAGCGUUGGCACACACUGACCAAUGAAUUACCUGGUUCAUUAAAUGACUGAACACCCAUGUUCUGCUGUCAAACCUGCCCCCAACCCCUGUUUCUCCAUGGCUGCACCAGACAGGACUCCUUCACUUUCCUAACUCCUCCACCCAGCUCUUCUUCUCUGGAUUUUUCCUCAUGUUGGUCACAGCAACCUGUUACACCUCUCUUUGGGAAUAUAUUUCCUGUCAAAACAGGGCUCAACUAAAAAUAUCUAAAAUCUUUUGCUUGUGUUCAAUAACACUUUCUCAUGUAAAACAGAAAUCAGAUGGCUGCUCAUUUAUUUUCCUUUUAAGAGAAAUUCAGUCAUCAAAAUGAAUCACAGGGGCUAUAGCGUUGAAUUUUUACACCUUAAAACUCUAAUUUCUUUUAUGGUCAGUGAAAAUAAAAGGAACAAAAGCUUGCUAUUUGAAUAGGUCUUUUACAGUAGCUAAAUAAUUAGUUGUCACCUUGGUGGCUAUCUGAGUAGACCUGUAGGAGAUAGGUGUAAAAGAGUGGAGACUCUUACAAAGGAUGUAGCAUAAUUUCAUAUUGGUGGAGUAUGCAGAGAAAGUUUAUGAACUGGAUCUCAUCUUCUCAAAUAAAUCUCCCAUAUUCUGUUUGUUUGAUACUAAUAUUUAGUGUUAUAGGGUUGGAGUUAAGUAAUUGAAUCAGCCCCAUUCAGUAUCUAAAGAUGCUGCAUUUUGAUAUGACUGUAAAACUGUUAGGCCCUGCUGCCAUUUACCACUCGUGUAAGUUGGCUGCCACUCAACAGGACAACAACAGAACCUCCUUAAAAUAUUGUGCAAAUUAUGACCUGAAUAUGCUUCAAAUGAACUAGAUUGAGACUGUUCUCCAAGAAAAAGUACUACGUUGUUGUGUUUAAAUGAAAAAUACUUCUAGCAGCUGCAGGAAUUAUGACACUUUCCCACUGACAUCUAAGGUAAUAAUGACAAUAUAGAGGCACAAAUUUCACAGAGGGUCAAUGUCUGGGAGGUUGAUGGGUCAACAACAGAUUGGAAUUUUACACAUUAGACUGCUGAACUGGUAAACUUGAAAAGGAAAACAUACCCCAGGCAGGCUCACCUGGUGUGUACUGUAGCUGCCGUAACCGAACAUAUAGCUGGACCUUUACAGAGGUAUAGUCAGCUACAGGAUGCCCACAGCCUCUGCAGCUAUGUCGUAACCCAUUAACACAGCAGUAUAAUUCUACUAUUAGAUGAUACAAUAUGCAAUUUGUUUGAAGUUUACGGAGGUCCUUGGUCCUCUUACAAGUAAGCAAUGCAGUUUGUUGAGAGGCAGAAUGUCCCAUCAUCAACAACAUAAAACAAGCCCAUAAUGCAGGAUUUUGUGUGUACAUGGAGGCAAAUGUCAGCAGUUAAUUGUGAUGCAGGCAAAUUAAGCUUUGAUGAUUUAAGGGUGAGUGAUGGCUCAUUUGUAAACUGGCAGAAUGACAGGCCUCUACAAAUUUCUAUCUAAUAAGCAAACUGGCCAGCAUGAACUAAAUAAACCAAUGCAAAAAUCAACAUUUCCUAAACUCCUUCUCAACACUACUUACAGCAAAUAUUCAUAACAUUAAAAACUCUGAUUCUGUGGGUGUCUCUGUGUAGACUAAUCAAUAUGAGACAGUGCUAGGUGUCAUGGCACCAUCUGCUUAGGUUAUUCACUGAUUUUUCAGUGUAGUAUUUACAGUAGAGCUGCCUAGUUUUGUGGUAAUGAUGUCAAGGUUCUACAAAUGUUUCAUCCAUUCUCUCAUCAUUUCUUGAUUACAAAAUAGCUGAUUUCUUUUUUACAGUGCAAAAGCACUGCUAAAUCCGGUAUGUAUUUAAAAUUCAAGUAGAACUGGUGGAUGAAUCACACGUACAAGGUUUUCACUCAGCUGGCAGCCCGUCUGUUGUCAAAGGUGAUUUUUGCAGAUUUUUUAAGAGUAAACAUUAGCAAAACAGUAGAACUUCAAGAUAACAUUUCUUUGAAACAGCUGUGGAGGGUGUUAGCAGGGUGUUAGCAGGUUGUCGUGGCUUCAAACUGGAACAGACGGUCAGUCGAGUGAGUGCAAAAGGAACAUAAUUGAAUAAUAGCUGUGGUGAGCCUGGGUUUAAUCAGAAGCUGAAGUGGGUUGUGGAAGCAUAAAGUACAUAGCACCCAAUAAUUCUGGUGACCAGUGGAUAACUUCAGCAGAGAAGUGGAAACAUUCACAGCCACUAUCCACAUUAAUCACAUAGUCCUACUUCAGUGUGUGGAAGGCAGAGCCUGUUUUGGUAGAAACCAGCUGCAGACAACAACAAAAUGAAAUACAGUGGGUGACCCAAAUGGUGAAAAUCACCUGCCAAGCUGCAGCACCACAAUGCUGGAUGGCUCUAUAGUGUUUGUGCAGCUUAUUGUUUACAAUACAAAAAAUGAGUUUUCACUAAAACUCACUGAUAACAUUUUCAACUGUAAUGUGGCUGAAAAUGUUCCGGCUGUAUGUCAAAAGGGCAGAAUUUUAAAAAUGAAAAGUUUACGUCAAAUAUAAAACUAAUAAUAAAAGCAUGUAUUGUUUACAACAGCCUGCAGUAUUGUUGCUGAAGUUCAAGUUUGCUGCUGAAAGGGCAAAGUCGCCCUUGCUGGAGUCACUGCAAUUGUUCAAUUGUGCAAUGCAAGCUUUGCUAAGCUGGGCCCGGGAGAGAAAGGCACUUUUUUUUUUUUAAAUAUAUUAGCCGUGUAUGUGUAUUGUUGAGUUUUUUAUGUAAACAUCUCCACUACAAAUGUAACAAGCUGAAUGUACAUGUUUAAACCUCUUCUAUUCCACAGUAAAUCCCCUGAGAAUGUGCACCUACUGCCCUGUGUUGUUGAUAUUGUUCAUAUGUCAAAUCUUAAGCUGUGUAAUUGGAUGCACAUAUCUUGGAAGAGAGAUGACUGAAUUCACAGCCCAGGAGCAAACCACCACCAGGGGUUAUGUCACUCAAGUCAUAACUAAAUUUUUUACUCACCUGUUCAGUUUAUUUAUUAAAUAUUUUAAGUUAAGUUUUAUUACCCCCAAGUCUCUUAACUUGAGUUGUCCUUAUGGACCAGCAGGCUGGAAUGCAUUCUAUGUACUGUAUUUGUGAUUGUAUUCAUUCAUUUCUGUGAUAUGACCUUCUCUGCAUGCCCCAACCUUUUUUUUGUAAUUUUCCACCACGCACUGACUGGUAACACAGAAGCGCCAUACAAAAAGCCCUCACUUAAUGUUCUGAAUUCCUGUCAGGCCUGCAGUUCAGAUGAGAGCUUUUUGUUAUUACCUUGCAUCACUAGCCACUGUUUUUAGGGACACGCUGAAUCUGUCAAUGUGGCUGACUGUUUAAAUUCAACCUAAUCACAGCUGGUGGAUAGUUACAAACAGACUUCAUGUCCAUUUGUUAUAUCAUUUAAAACCAUAGUUUUAUUUGAACUGGUGCAUUCUUUUUCAUAAUACAUCCAAGUCAUUUGGAAGAAAAUUAGAUUCUGACAAACAUCACGCAUUCGUAGCUGGGGAAUGAAAUGUUUAAUGCAUAUCAGGCCUCACAUCUUUGUUUUCCUAAAGAUUUAACAGCCUCUCUAGGCGAAAAACCGCCUGUGCAACCUUGUUGGCAUCUCAGUAUUACAAAGGUGAUCUCUUUCUCUUAUGAAUAUGUAAUAAAUAAAAAUGUGUGAUUUUGAUUUUGUAAUCUGUCUGCCUUUGUAUGCAAGCUCAAUAUUAUAAAAAAAAAUGAUACAAAACUGCAUGCAUAUGUUUUGUCAUAAGAUGACUUUGCCUAAUGUUUGAUACUGUUUCUGUUUAAAAUAACAAAUUAUACAAUUGUGGAUGCUCUAAGAUUAUGCUAUAAGUCUUUCUUCUGGACAACAUUUUGUACCUUUGAACAAUAUCGCGUUGCCUGUUUGGCUGCUAUGUUGAAGUGUGGAUGCGUGAUUUGAUGUGAAUUAAAAUCUCUCCUUUGUUAUUUUGUUUCUUUAUUAACACUCAGGCACUUGUUUGCAUUAUUUUGGUUUGCUGAAUAUAUAUGAUUAUCAAUGCAUUGUUCCAAAUUAUAUUUCAACCCUAUGUCAAAUGGACAGCUAUUGCCUUUCCUUCUUUCUAUUUCUGUUUUUUCAAUAGCAUGC